UAUUCACUGGGCAGCAGUUAGUACUUGACACAACGCAAGGAAUACCCUAAAAUUUUCUCUUCUGCUGUCCUUUUGCAGAUGGGUAAAGGCAUGUCUUAAGCUUUAUUUCCUGAAAGUAUAUAUUGAUCUAACAGGCAGGCGCAUAUGAUGUCAUAAAGGUCUGCUACUAUGGAUGGAGCCAACGUGCAGAGAGGUCUGCAGAAAGCCUUGAAUGAAUCUUCCUCCAAAGGCAUCAGCAAUGAGGCAGAGCUUGCUCCAACUGACAGUGAUGCAUCAUCCCGAUCAGGUUCACCUGACCAAUGCUGCUCUAUUUGCCUUGGAAAAUUCAAAGACAAAUCCUUUUCCGAUGGCUGCUUUCAUCGGUUCUGUUUCCAGUGUAUUCGAGAAUGGGCCAAGGUGAAGUCAACCUGCCCUCUAUGCAAAACUCCUUUCAAAUCCAUCAUUCACAAUGUAGUUUCAAGUGAUGUCUAUGACCAGUACAUGCUACCACCCACAGAAAAUGGAUCUUUGGAAUUGGAUCAUAAUGGUGCUCGUUUUCGCUACCAUACCACCUUAGCAAAUAACAGAAGGUCUGCAUGGGAGACCAGGAUGGAUCAACUCUUUAGUCGUCAGGCCAGGUUGGCAGAGCGGAUCCACCGUGAAAAUGAGGCCCGCCAGCGCCGCCAACUGAUCUACGCCGCUGGCUUGCGGGUUCAUCAUAUCGCAGCUAAUAGGUUCACAAGGUUCAGGGACACUUCUCCACAGUUUUUCCGUGAGAACCAGGCUGUAACACAUCGUCUUAUCCCAUGGCUUAGGAGAGACCUUGGUGUACUUUUCAAUGGGAAUGACCAACAUGUCAGGUUCAUGACCCAGUACAUUCUAUCACUGCUUCCAAACGUUGACAUUCAAUCAGAGGAAUUCCACAACCACUUGAGGCCAUUCCUCUAUGGACGCACUGAACACUUCAUUCACGAAUUCACCAGCUUUGCAAGAUCACCUCAUGACAUGGACACCUAUGACCAGAUGGCCCAAUAUGACUUUCGUCCUGAGAAUCCUCAAUUCACUGCCACACUCCGACCUCAGCAUCCCCUUGUAGCACAAGAGAAUAGUAGUAGUGAGGAGAGCGAGAACAACCAUUCCAAUAACGAAGUAAUUGUCAUUUCAGAUGAUGAUGACAGUGAGAGCAAUCUGUUGGUCCUACCUGGUGGAAGUUCACAAUCUGCCUCUCUUGGUCAUCACUUACCUGGGCCAUCUUCUUCUACAAGUGUGACUGGUCCAUCUGCAAGUUAUAACCUUGCAGAUACCCAUAACCCUGAGCCACCUGCAAGCCGAGACCUUGAUCAACCUGGCCCUUCUGGUGUUACUCUUUCAGGAAGUCUGCAAAUCAAGCAAGAGCAAGACAGUGCCAGUGCCAGGAAAAAGUCUGACGAUGGUGAGGACAGUAGUGGUAGUGUGGAGAUUGUUGGUUAUCAAAAACCAUUCCAUCUGCGCACUCCUAUUGCUUUCAUAACUAUAUCUGAUGAUUCAUCAGAUGAUCAACAGGAAAAAGGAACAAAAGGAAAGCUAAGUAGAAACAAGGAAAGGUCUGCACCCAAAAGAAACCACAUAGAAGAGAAAGCCGGUGGAAAGAGGAAACAGAAGACAAAGCAUACCAGGAGCUUGCAUGCUUCAAGUAGAGCUGGUACCUGGUCAACAGAUUCAGAUGAAAGUUACUACAACAGAUCCAGACAUGAUGGCUACUACAAAAGACGCAGAGAUACUGUUGAUGACAGAGAUGGCCCUUCUACAUCGCACUAUGAUUCUCGGUACAAAUCUUCAUCGAAGCGCCGGCGUUCCCGCAGUCCAAAUGAGCUUUUCCGUAAAGCAAGAGAAGAGGAAAGCAAGUGGAGUCUGUACUAUGAGACUAGACAUGAUGAUUUUUCUAACUCGAGAUACCGACGAUCAAGAUCAAGAUCCAGGUCUCGUUCAACACACUCAAAAAGGUAUGGAGAAGACGGCAAAUCACUAGACAAUUCCAGAAACCAUCCUAGACCUUUGCGAGAUGAAAGAAGAUGGCGACGAAGCAGGAGCAGGAGUAGGAGUAGAUCAAGAGAGUGGUCCAGGAACAGAUCAAGAUAUUACAGAGAUGAAGACUAUAGAAGAAGCAGAAGUAGGAGUAGAGGGCGUUCCAUGGAUUUCUUCAGUGAUGACAGCAAAUUCAGUUCACGAUAUGGCAGUCGUUAUGGCAGUACUUCUAGCACCUUCAGCAGACUUUCACACCAAGACAGUCACGCUCCACAUUCAUCAAAGAAAGACAAUUCUAGUGCCACUCAUGUGGGUACCUCUAAAGCUUCAAGAUCACCUGUGCUUAAGCAUAGGCUGGAUGAUGAUCAUUCAAGCAAAGAAGGAGAUUCGCAUGUAAGCAAAAGACACAAGCACAAACAAAAGCACCACAAGAAGAAAAGCUCCAAACACAAGCACAAGAGAAGUCGAGACAAGGAUUGUAAAAGUAGAAAGAAAGACAAGCGCAGUCGGCACCAUAGCAGUAGUAGCCAUGUCAGGAAGUCUCAGGAUGAGAAAGAGAAAGCAAUCGUUGAAAGCAUAUCUGACAGUACUGUAGAAGACAAGCAUAAGGCAAAUGACAGAACCUCACAGAGCAGGAUAAGGACUAUGCAUAGCAGUCAUGGUGAAAAUCAGAAUAUCACUUUACAGGAUUUAUUAAACAUGGACGAAAGCAUGACAUUUGACCCAUCCCCAGCAGCAGGAAAUUCUGAUAAAGGAAAUGGAUCCAUGCUAUGAUCAAGAUUAUCAUUUGAUGCACAUCAACUAGCGGAUGUGAACAGGGUGGUGUUUCACAAAAAAGUGACUUUAGUUAUUUAAUUUAUUAUAAUGUAUACAACUGGGAUUAAGUGUGAUUUUUAGUCCCACUUAGAUUUUUGUCCAACACUCUCCAGCAAAAUGAAAUGAUGCAUGUAGAAGUAGAAUAUGAUUGUUACAGAAUUUCUUGACAGUCAGUCCUGGCAGGAACAAAUGGGGACCUUUUCUCUACUUUUUGUUAAGUGUGGUUUUGCUUCGAUUAGCACAUGAAUAAUGUUUUUGCUUUCUCCAACUACUACUGUACAAGACACUCUGUAUGUUUUUUUAAUAAUGAAUGUAUAUUCACUGUGUGUAUAAAGCCAAGAGAAACGAAUGUCUUCCCUGUACAUUAACCUACCCAUGGGCUUGCACAGGAAACAUGAAAAUAAAAAUUCCCAACUAAUGCUGUCCAGAGAGAAUUCACAUUUAAAGAGAAUUCACAAGUAAUAUCCACUGUGGAAACAUUUUGAAAACUAAUGACGAAUUUCAUGUGUAUUGAACAUGAAAUAGAUUAUGUUUACAGUACAUGUAUGCCACCAUUCGUCCCUCAAAAGUUUAUUCUCUACUAAUUUGUCAUUUUUUUAAAUUUCAAAUGCAUCCCAAAUGAAUUAGAUUUUUGGAUAUUUUUUUCCAUUUUGUUGGUAUAAUCUAAUACCUUUCAUUACUUCAUUUACAUGUAUAGUACACAUAUUUGAAUAUAUUGUUUUCAACUUUGUUCAUGUUGAGGCAGGUGGGUGGGGGGGUAUUGAGCACUUUUAGAUGACGUCAUUUUUGGGCCUGCCAUAUGCCCUGGGUUCUCACACACGUCACUGUCAGAAUCGAGAACCUCGCCACAUCCAUUUUGCGUUUCUCCUAAAUCAUAGUCAACGUGCACGUGAGUGACGUCAUUUUAACCGCUCAAGCUCAGCAUGAAUAUCAACCUUUCCCUGUUUUUCAGUGACUUUUCAAAAAAUUAAUGAAAGUUGUACAAUGCAUUAUGUUUAUCAUAUUUGAAAUUGCUUUCUAAUAUCCAAAAUAUGUAUCCUAUUAAACUCGCGUAAAAAGGAAUCAAAG
Messenger RNA from Lytechinus variegatus (green sea urchin), 3867 nucleotides. RefSeq names its product E3 ubiquitin-protein ligase Topors-like. The record is from RefSeq and is a predicted model, not a curated record. Bases 169 to 2757 code for a protein of 862 amino acids. The transcript has 2 exons. Gene Ontology annotation, biological process: protein polyubiquitination; protein monoubiquitination. NCBI's taxonomy places the organism in Eukaryota, Metazoa, Echinodermata, Echinoidea, Temnopleuroida, Toxopneustidae. Gene Ontology annotation, molecular function: metal ion binding; ubiquitin protein ligase activity.